AGAUUUAAUCUUUUUAGUCGGCCACUCGGCGGACAUUUCAUUUAUCUGUUCUCUUGCUUCUAUCAUGAAAACUGGAUUUAUUGGCGUUACUUGGGCGGCGGUCUCUUCCCUAUAUCUUGCGCGUUCGAACCUCUUACCCGUUUUUUCCAGCAAUUGGCUCCAGGCAGACGCGGGAUGAUGAUAUUCAGUUCCAGGACGAGGUUUUUAUUCUUUUCGCCGGUGGGUGAGGGAAAAUUGCAUGUUGACAGGCGUUUCUUGGUGGAUUUUGCUCCCUCUGUCUUUGCUUAUUUUCUACUUUGCGUUUUUUCAGCUCAUGAUUUCGUCAUCUUUCACAAAAUUACCCCCAAUAUGCAUGCAGAUCGAAGGCUCCUUUUCUCGCCGAUUUCAACCCUUCCGUUACCGUCUCUUGUAUUCUUGUUUUUCUUAUUGCCUUUUUCUUGUCUUCCUCCGAUUUUGCUCUCCUUAUACGGGGGCUUUCCUCACAGAAUUUCUCUUGGUUGCAGUCCUGUUCGUUAGUGAUAUCUUGAAGCCAAUCCCAAUCAUUUCACCGAGGGGAGGGGACUAGGCGAGUCAAAUAUCAACACCCAAUCUUGCUACCGUAUUUUUCCAUCA
Molecule: messenger RNA, 612 nt
Organism: Aspergillus saccharolyticus JOP 1030-1
Lineage: Eukaryota; Fungi; Ascomycota; Eurotiomycetes; Eurotiales; Aspergillaceae
Exons: 1
Coding region: 175-516 (113 amino acids)
Source: RefSeq, a predicted model, not a curated record